Messenger RNA from Symbiodinium natans, 415 nucleotides. The record is from the annotation of a GenBank genome assembly. NCBI's taxonomy places the organism in Eukaryota, Dinophyceae, Suessiales, Symbiodiniaceae.
GAUCUCGCCCCAUGGCCACUCGCAGGAGGACUGUGUGAUAAGGGUUUGCUCCUGCCUGAACUACUGCGACCUGCCUGUGGGCAAUCUGGCUUCCAUCCUCUACAUCAUGAUCGGCACUGACUCCACGGCCAUGAUCAGACCAAAGGUCAUGACCACGUUCCUCGACAAGCGCCACUACCUCUCUGACUACCCGGGCAUGACAGUGCCCCGGCGGAGCAGCUCGCCAAGCCGUUGGCCCAAGCAGAUUCGUGCACCAACCCCGGAUCGCAUCAUCCCAGCGGCCGAGCGCCGAGAACGAAGUGCAGAGGACAAGGCCGAUCCGCUCGUUCUCUUCCCCGCGUACAAGGCCUGCGCGCCGAAAAGGGCGCGCCCAGGAUCAACCAUACCGGAUGGCAGGCGUCCAGUUCCAGGCUAG